AUGGAGGUCAAUCUUUCUCACACCACAAGCCCUCAUCUUGAUCAUGGUCUUCUACACACCCCUCUGCUGAAUCACCAUCACCCACCAAGAGUGAACAACAAUGGCCUAAAACCAUCUCUUGUGAUACUUUGUUCCAUUGCUUUUCUGAUGUCAUUGGUGGCAUUGAUCAUGAUGAAGGGCCAAAACCACUUGCAAAAUUUGGACAACAAUGGCAACCCUUUUUCUAACAUCUCCUCAACACAAGGGUUACUACCUAGAGGGGUGGCUCAAGGGGUUUCAGCCAAGUCCAAUCCAACCCUUUUCAACAAAGUUUCAUUUAAUUGGACCAACGCCAUGUUUUCUUGGCAAAGAACAGCUUUUCAUUUUCAACCGCAGAAGAAUUGGAUGAAUGAUCCUGACGGUACCUACAACUGCAACGACAACGUUCACGUGGUCAACGUCCAAAACAACGUAGUUUUCAAAUCCAACCUUAAUUCUCAAUACUAUGAGUACAGUGGUCCUCAAGAAUAUUAG
This is a messenger RNA of Sphenostylis stenocarpa, 513 nucleotides long. NCBI's taxonomy places the organism in Eukaryota, Viridiplantae, Streptophyta, Magnoliopsida, Fabales, Fabaceae. The record is from the annotation of a GenBank genome assembly.